CUAAAGGUAACUUGUUAUCGUGAAAUCCCCUACCCAGUGCUUGAAAAGCAGAGUUAAAGAACAUAUGCUUGGAAUCAUCUUUUAAGUACAAACUGAAUAUAUAGAUUUCUUGUAAAGUCAUUGAUUCCUUACCUACCGACAAGAUAUACGGUCUUUGCAGUAGCCACUUCUGCUUUAUAAAAAUGUGUAGAAAAACAGAUGCAGAUAUUAAUCUGGCUUUGCAACUGCACUUGAAAGAGAAGAGCCUCUCCUCCAUUUCUGGUUCUUGCUCUUUUAUUGAGAAGCAAAGCCCUCUUAGAUUCGAUGGCUGACACUAUUGUCUCUCUUGUUAUUGAGAGAACUGGCGAUCUGCUGAUUCAAAAAAUUGUUUUCCUGAAAGAUGUUCGACAACAAGUUGAAAGACUCAAAAAUGAUCUGGUCCGGAUGCGGUGUUUCCUGAAAGAUGCUGAUCAGAGGCAAGAUGAAGAUGAGAGAAUCCGCAACUGGGUUUCUGAAAUCAGAGCUGCGGCCUACGAUGCGGAGGAUGUCAUUGAGAUCUUCGCCAGCAAAGUUGAGUUCUUCACAAAGGACAAGGGACUCAUCACCAAAUUGACGUAUUAUCCCUUGAAAAUUGUGAGCCUCUACAAGAUAGGCAAAGAUAUUGAGUCCUUACAGAUGAGGCUCAAUGACAUAGCUGAUAGCCGUGAAAAAUACGGUAUAAAAAAUCUAGGAGAGGGAACAAGUACACAUGGAGAAGAGCUUCAACGGCUCCGACGAUCCUCUCCAAUUAGUGAGGACAAGGAUAUUGUGGGCUUCGAGAAGAUGGCAAAAUCCCUGGUGGCAGAACUCUUGAAAGAGAACAAAAGCCGCCGUGUGGUUUCAAUCGUCGGCAUGGGAGGUGCUGGUAAGACAACUCUAGCCAAAAAGGUUUAUAACUAUGCUGAUAUCAGGGCAAGAUUCAAUUGCCGUGCUUGGGUCUGCGUCUCUUCAAGCUACGACCACAAAGAGAUGCUGAGAACAAUCAUAAAGCAACUGAAUCCGAUAACUAAAGAGCUACUUGAAUUGUUGGAAAAGAUGCAGGAGCAGGACUUGGAAGAAAGGCUGUAUAAAGAUCUACAAGACAAAUGUUAUCUUGUGGUGCUUGAUGAUGUAUGGGAGGUAGCAGCGUGGGAUUGUCUUGCCAGGAGGGCCUUUCCUGAUGUUGGCACAUCAAGUAGAGUGCUACUUACAAGUCGCAAACGGGAUGUUGCCCAACACGCUGAUGCUUAUAGACACCCGUAUGAGUUGAAAACUUUGGGGCAGGAAGACAGCUGGCAGUUGUUCCUCAAAAAGGCCUUAGGCCAUGGAGCUAAUGCUGGGUGUCCUCCGGAUAUGGAAGAAGUAGGCAGAGAGAUUGCCAGAAGAUGUGGUGGUCUGCCGCUGGCCAUCACGGUUAUAGGUGGCCUGCUACUGGCAAAGAAAAAGUUGAAGACCGAAUGGGAGGAAGUUCUAAACAACUUUAGCGCACACCUAUCAAGGAGCCGGAGCGAAGCAGGGGCAAUUAGUGAAGCAGGGGCAAUUCUGGAGUUAAGUUAUGCAGACCUCCCUGCCAAUCAGAAAUUUUGCUUUUUGUAUUUGGGUUUGUUUCCCGAAGACUCCGUGAUUUCUGUGCGCAAGUUGAUCCAUCUGUGGGUUGCAGAGGGAAUAAUGCAGAAAAGAGAUGCAAAAAAUUUGGAGGAAACUGCAGCAUAUGAUGAAGUGGAACGACUUUGUAGCAGAAAUAUGGUCCAAGUGGCGGAAAUGACUGUUGAUGAGAGGAUUAAAAGCUGUAGAGUCCAUGAUUUGCUGCGAGACCUUGCAAUCAGGAAGGCAGAGGAUGAAAAUUUUUUUCAGAUCCAUGGCACCAGAGAUGAUGAAAUAUCAGCCAAAUCCAGGUACCUUGCUGUUCAUAGUCUCCCUCUGGAUAAAAAUUAUUUUGGGUCUUCGAACCCUCCUCUCCGGUCUCUGCUUUUUUCCAAUGUCCGCGGUUACAUGGGAAACAUUAGUCUUAGCGCCAAAAGUUUAAGAAAGCUCAGGAUAUUAGACCUUGAGAAUGUUCAGAAGGAUGAUGAUUUGCCAAAAGAAAUUGGUGAGGUCAGGCUUCUAAGAUACCUCAAUUCUAAGAUACAUUCCAAGGCUCCCUCUUUCCGUCGGUUGCUUGCGAUACCUACAAACUCUUGACAUAUGGAGCUUUGAUUGGCCAGUGAGAGUUUCAAAUUUCAUUUGGAAGCUUGAAAGUUUACGGCAUCUAUAUGCGAAUGAGAUGGAAUGUGAUGUGCCUCUUAAGAUUGAAGGAUUGAGGAAUCUCCAGACUCUGUCACGCAUACGCUUUGAGGACGUUAUGCACAAUAACAUGAUAACUCUGACAAGUCUUCCGAAACUGGGGAUUUGGGUGGAUGACAGGUCAGAGAUAGACAAACUCUGCAUGCAUUUAUCUGAGAUUGGAAGCCUAAAGACGUUACAUCUUUAUCGUACUGGAGGAAGCGAGUGGCCAUCUCUAGCUGGACUUUCUACGCUCCAUCAUGUAACAGAGCUUAAGCUCUGUGGUUUACCAUUCGAGCUAUUCAAUUGGACAAUGCUGCCUCCUGAUUUCCCUCCAAAUCUCUCUCGCUUGUCUUUGAAAAACACACUCCUCAAGGAUGAUCCAAUGCCAGUACUGGAGAAGUUGGGACAGCUGUCGUUCCUCAAACUGGAAUCUGCGUAUUGGGUACCACAGCAUAUGAUCAUUUCUAGGCAGGGGUUUCACCAAUUGAAAUUCCUUGAGCUCAACCGCCUAUCUGAUUUGGAGGAAAUGAAUGUGGAGAAAGGUGCAUUACCACAGCUCCGGUGCCUGGGAAUCGGGAUGUGCUACAGAUUACGGAAGUUGCCGGAAGAGCUGAAGCACAUAUCUACUCUUGAUACGCUUGAGCUUGUGGACAUGCCAAAAGAUUUCAUCAGUGGGCUUGAUGCGAACCUGGUAUCCAGUGUCCCUAACCUCAGAAUAUUUGACUUGCCGGAAGGAAGAAUGGAAUAAUUAUUUCAAGUUUUUAUCAAAAUGCAUAAAUAAAAAGAAUAAAAUGUUUCCGUAUUUGUUUUCCCCAA
Messenger RNA from Coffea arabica (coffee), 3078 nucleotides. NCBI's taxonomy places the organism in Eukaryota, Viridiplantae, Streptophyta, Magnoliopsida, Gentianales, Rubiaceae. The record is from RefSeq and is a predicted model, not a curated record.